AGAAGGGUACGUUCACGGGUAUCAUUACCUGCGCUGUGCAGCCGAACAACUUCUUAACUAUCAAACAGCCAUUCCAUUUUCACUAACAAAAAUUAUAUAUUUAGGGAUAAAGUACAGAAGGACACUCAGUAUGGAUGAAGAAUACGAUGUUAUUGUUCUCGGGACCGGCCUAACGGAAUGCAUUCUGUCUGGCAUUAUGUCAGUGAAGGGGAAGAAGGUGCUUCAUAUGGACAGGAACUCUUACUAUGGAGCAGAGAGUGCGUCCAUCACGCCACUGGAAGAUUUGUACAAGCGCUUCAGUCUUCCAGGCAAACCUCCAGAGUCCAUGGGAAGAGGUCGGGACUGGAGCGUGGACCUCAUCCCAAAGUUUCUGAUGGCCAAUGGUCAGCUUGUGCGAAUGUUGCUGAUCACUCAGGUGACCCGUUACCUGGACUUCAAGGUAAUCGAGGGCAGCUAUGUCUACAAGAAGGGAGCGAUCUACAAAGUGCCGGUUACUGAGACAGAGGCACUAGCCUCCAGUUUGAUGGGGAUUUUCGAGAAGAGACGUUUCAGGAACUUCUUGAUCUUCGUUGCCAACUAUGAUGUGAACGAUCCCAAAACCAUGGAGGGUGUCGACCCCAACAAGGCGACAAUGCGUGACCUGUACAAGAAGUUCAGCCUGGGCCAGGAUGUGAUGGACUUCACUGGCCACGCCCUCGCGCUCUACAGGACAGAUGACUACCUGGACCAGCCCUGCAUCGACACCAUCAACAGGAUUAAGCUCUACAGUGAGUCUCUGGCCAGAUACGGCAAGAGUCCUUACCUCUACCCUCUCUACGGCCUGGGGGAGCUGCCACAAGGCUUUGCCAGGUUGAGUGCUAUCUAUGGUGGGACCUACAUGCUGAACAAGCCCAUAGAGGAGAUUGUUAUGGAGAAUGGGAAGGUAGUGGGGGUCAAGUCAGAGGGAGAGAUAGCCCACUGUAAGCAGCUGAUCUGUGACCCCAGCUACAUCAUGGACAGAGUCAGCAAGGUCGGCCAAGUGGUCCGUAUCAUCUGUGUCAUGAGCCACCCCAUCAAGAACACCGGCGAUGUCAACUCCUGCCAGAUCAUCAUCCCUCAGAUCCAGGUUAACAGGAAACACGACAUCUACGUGUGUAUGAUCUCCUCGGCCCACAACGUGGCAGCGCAGGGCAAGUACAUUGCCAUCGCCAGCAGCGUAGUGGAGACCAAUGACCCAGAGAAGGAGCUCAAACCGGCCCUGGAUCUAUUGGAGCCCAUUGAACAGAAGUUUGUGAGCAUCAGCGAUCAGUAUGCACCAACUGACAUGGGAAAAGACAGCCAGAUAUUUAUCUCCCGUACGUAUGAUGCAACGACCCACUUCGAGACCACCUGUGACGACAUCAAGGACAUCUACAAGCGCGUGAUGGGCACUGAGUUUGACUUUGCAGAGAUGGAGCGCACGAAGAAUGACAUCUUUGGAGACGCAGGUGAUCAGUGAUAGUAUAACCAACAUGUUAGUGUUCAGACAGCUCCAAAUCUUAAACUGGUUUAUAAUCCAAAUGCAUUGUUGGAAUCUGUAUCUAUGACCCUUUAAAACAAUGGAAAUAUGUUUGUAGAAAAAAAUAAAGAAAUACGUUUACUGGCAUGCGGACAAUUUUGGGCGGCUGCGUUUUAUAAUGAAUUUGACAGUUGGUUAAGAACAUGCAAUGAUCACACUGUGUACCAUCAUGAAGUUUUCUUCAAAUUCUGACAUGUGAAUGUCGCCAAAGUUUUAUUCAGGGGUUUAUACGUAGUCUAUAAUUGUGAUAUAAAUUGUAUUUUUACAUAAGGUAAUAUUCUGUGUUAAAGUGAAAUAAAUAAAUAUUUUAUCUGUAAUAGAGAAA
Salvelinus namaycush (lake trout) is the source of this 1862-nucleotide messenger RNA. Its product is annotated as rab GDP dissociation inhibitor beta-like. The record is from RefSeq and is a predicted model, not a curated record. Gene Ontology annotation, molecular function: Rab GDP-dissociation inhibitor activity. Gene Ontology annotation, cellular component: cytoplasm. Bases 131 to 1477 code for a protein of 448 amino acids. The transcript is spliced from 11 exons. NCBI's taxonomy places the organism in Eukaryota, Metazoa, Chordata, Actinopteri, Salmoniformes, Salmonidae. Gene Ontology annotation, biological process: small GTPase-mediated signal transduction; vesicle-mediated transport; protein transport.